GCCAAUGUUAUCCCUUUACCAAAAAAUAAGACUAUCGAAGAAUUUAAUAAAGAUCUACUGUCGAUUUCUCUUACGCCUGCGUUAUCAAAAAUUGCUGAAGAGUAUGUUGUACAAGAACAUGUAAAACCUGCCGUUUUGAAACAUAUAAGACCAGACCAAUACGGUAGUGUUCCCUUUUCAUCCACCAAACAUGCCCUAAUAUACCUACUACUAGCUACUGACGUUACGGGUUCAGAAGUGAGAGUAAUAUUGAUGGAUUACAAAAAAGCGUUCGAUCUAACAGAUCACAAUUUGCUGAUGUGUAAAUUGGAAAGCUAUGGAAUAAAUCCCUAUAUUUUAAAUUGGAUUCACGACUUUUUAAGUGACCGCAAGCAAAGAGUUAAAUUGGAGAAUGAUAUCUUCUCAAGUUGGGAAGAGGUAUCAACGGGCGUUCCUCAAGGCUCCAAAUUAGGACCUUGGUUAUCCUUAGUGAUGAUUAAUGAUCUAAAAAUUGAAUCAUCAGACGGAAAUGCAAUCUUCGUCGAUGAUACAGCAUCUUUCGAAAUUGUGGAUAAACAAGG
Paramuricea clavata is the source of this 560-nucleotide messenger RNA. The record is from the annotation of a GenBank genome assembly. NCBI's taxonomy places the organism in Eukaryota, Metazoa, Cnidaria, Anthozoa, Malacalcyonacea, Plexauridae.